Polychytrium aggregatum is the source of this 636-nucleotide messenger RNA. RefSeq lists its product as uncharacterized. Bases 1 to 636 code for a protein of 211 amino acids. NCBI's taxonomy places the organism in Eukaryota, Fungi, Chytridiomycota, Chytridiomycetes, Polychytriales. The transcript has a single exon. The record is from RefSeq and is a predicted model, not a curated record.
AUGAGCUAUACCGGUCUUGCAGUCCUGAGUUCGGACUGCACAACGACUCUGUUCCAAAGCCCGGUUGCAUUCUCCAUGACAAUCGACACCUGCAACCAGGAUCUGAUCUUCUCCAGCGGCUCCGGCUCGAGCCUCGUUCUCAAUUUGAAUGGGGGCAGCGGAACGUUCCUGGGCUGGCCUCUAAGCUCCCAAGGACUCCAGGUCACCACUUGCUCGGACUAUGAGAUCCUCAGCUUCACCUUCGGAAAUGGUUCUUCUGCCGUGGCCUUGAGUCUCCCCGGAAGUACAGCCAAAUGCGGCCUCAAACUUAGCACGGGCGCCAUCGUCGGCAUAGCCGUUGGUGCUGCAGCCGUCAUUGGCAUCGCUGCGGGCCUGUUUUUGCUCAUUCAGCGAAAGAAACUCACCUUGCGAGGAGUCGUGCAACCCUCCAAACCCCCAAGUAAGACAGGCUACCAGCAACAAGUCGACCAGCCCCAAAUGAGCCAGCCGCCAAUGUAUCAGCAGCCCGUGGCUCAGCAGCAGCCCAUGGCUCAGCAGCCCGCUUAUCAGCAGCCCGUUUAUCAGCAGCCCGUUUAUCAGCAGCCCGUUUAUCAGCAGCCCGUUUUUCAGCAGCCAAUGUCUCAGCAGCCAAUCUGA